Messenger RNA from Coffea eugenioides, 1975 nucleotides. Its product is annotated as UDP-arabinose 4-epimerase 1-like. The transcript has 11 exons. Lineage: Eukaryota; Viridiplantae; Streptophyta; Magnoliopsida; Gentianales; Rubiaceae. The coding region runs from base 432 to 1679 and encodes 415 amino acids. Gene Ontology annotation, cellular component: cytosol. The record is from RefSeq and is a predicted model, not a curated record. Gene Ontology annotation, biological process: beta-D-galactose catabolic process via UDP-galactose, Leloir pathway. Gene Ontology annotation, molecular function: UDP-glucose 4-epimerase activity.
ACAAAGGAUCACAAGAAGAAGUCCAACUCCAGCUCCGCGUCUCCUCUAUUGCUUUGUACAACUAUACAUGUAAUGCACAAAUAUAUGUAUAUAUAAAAGGAGUCUAUCCUCAGUUGGGUCCUUCCAAGUUUCUUCAGUUGCUUACAUCCCCAGAACAGAAAACCCGAGAAAAGCAAAGUCAAGUCCCCCCCACCCCCAACUCUUAUCUCUCUCUUCCUUCACUUUAUUUUUGGCAAAUUCAAAUUCCUGCAUUGAACCAAGGAAAAGGGCUCAAGAAAAUCCAUCAACCACAAUUGUUUUGCAUCAUUGCCUCGCUCCUUGUACAGCUGUUGUACAAUCAAAGGAGGGAUACCAAUAGGCAAUUGAUGUCAGAGGGUUGAUUUGAGUAUUGCGGUGGUGUCGGUGUUCUUAGCAUUGGCGAGUUUGCUCAAAUGCUAAGUCUUAACAGGACAAGAACUCAAUCAAGGUCUACUAGAUCUAUGUCUUUAGGAGGCAUGGAUUAUGUCGAUCCAAAGAAAAAGAGCAAUGUUGUAGGCAAAGUUUUUAUGGCUGCAGCAUUAACUGCAUUAUGCAUCAUUAUGCUUAAAAGAUCUCCAACAUUCAAUACCCCGAGCCCGUUUGCUCAUUAUGAACCAGGUGUUACUCAUGUAUUAGUAACUGGAGGUGCUGGAUAUAUUGGUUCCCAUGCUGCAUUUAGGCUUCUAAAAGAUUCAUACCGAGUAACAAUAGUGGACAAUCUCUCGAGAGGAAACCUGGGUGCCAUAAAGGUUCUACAAGAACUAUUUCCAGAACCCGGCAGACUUCAAUUUAUAUACACUGACUUGGGAGAUGCAAAAGCUGUGCACAGAAUAUUUUCAGAAAAUGCGUUUGAUGCAGUGAUGCAUUUUGCAGCUGUUGCAUAUGUUGGAGAGAGCACUAUGGAUCCACUCAAGUAUUAUCACAAUAUCACGUCAAAUACACUUGGUGUAUUGGAAGCCAUGCAUACACAUGGUGUGAAGACUUUGAUAUAUUCUAGUACAUGUGCAACAUAUGGAGAGCCAGAAAAGAUGCCUAUUACAGAACAAACUCCACAGAAACCAAUUAAUCCUUACGGAAAAGCCAAGAAGAUGGCAGAGGAUAUUAUUCUGGAUUUUCAUAAGAAUUCAGACAUGGCUGUCAUGAUUUUAAGAUACUUCAAUGUGAUUGGUUCAGAUCCAGAAGGAAGACUAGGUGAAGCUCCUCGACCAGAACUACGUGAGCAUGGUAGGAUAUCAGGUGCUUGCUUUGAUGCUGCUCGUGGAAUAAUUCCAGGGCUUAAGGUGAGAGGAACAGACUACAAGACUGAAGAUGGAACCUGUAUCCGGGAUUAUAUUGAUGUCACUGAUCUUGUUGAUGCUCAUGUCAAAGCCCUUGAGAAGGCAAAGCCUGGGAAAGUUGGAAUUUACAAUGUUGGAACGGGGAGAGGUCGAUCUGUAAAGGAGUUUGUGGAGGCCUGCAAGAAGGUGACAGGAGUACCUCUCAAGGUCGACUACCUUCCCCGUCGGCCUGGUGAUUAUGCUGAAGUAUACAGUGAUCCAACUAAAAUUAGGACAGAACUAAACUGGACAGCAAAAUACACCAAUCUUCACGAGAGUUUGCGGGUAGCCUGGAGAUGGCAGAAGGCACAUAUUAAUGGAUAUAGCACACCUCAGUCAAUUUAGAGCUAGUAUACAUCCACUAUCUGGCAGUGGAACAUUGACAGGAGCAGCCAGCCAGCCGGCCAGCCAGCCCCAACCUACAGCCUGAUUUUACUCCAUUCUAGGAGUCACUUAGAAGAGGGUGUUAUGGCCUGGGAUUUGGAUGUUUAUUCUUUCUAAUUUGAUGAAUCCCCAUGGCUUAGAGGCUUAGGGAAGCAGCUCUGUUUAUUACUCAUAUUUGAGGAAGAGGUAUUUGAACAAUAAUCAUCAGUGAGGUAUAGAUAUAAAUUAUUCUUUUGUCUUUUUGGGUUAUUAUGUAU